GCUUUGAAGUCUAUGAAAGCCCGUCAUCAUGUUUCCUCCAUACCACUUUCCAACUGGCUGAAUACAAUACAACUACUGUAGAUGGAAUUCUUCAACGACGUUGGAGGGGAUCUGCUGAAGCCCUCGUUAUUUGAACUUGUCGCACAAGAGCAGCUUAGAGAUCUCCUCCAACCCGCGUUGAAGUAUGUCUUGUCGGUUUUCGCUCAGAGAUACCCUCGUUACAUCCUGAGAUUAGUCAAUCGACAUGAGGAGUUCUAUGCCCUUCUCAUGUUCUUUGUAGAGAGACAUUACCUCCGUACACAUGGAGCGUCCUUCGCCGAGAAUUUCUAUGGAUUAAAACGAAGAAGAAAGCCGCUCUUUGAAACGGAGCGCGCGAAUGCUGCCGUUGGGGGAGUCCCUCCUGAAGAGAAGCUUCGUGAUCGAGAAAUCUGGCGUUCAUUGUUAUUCUUGAUAGGCCUCCCAUACCUUCGUGCUAAGGCCCAGGACUACUUUGAGGAACUAGGCGGCGGCCUUGACCCUGAAAUUGCUGAAGCCGACGAAUUGAGAAGGCAACGAAGUACACUAGGUGAUGAGACUCUCAGAGGAAAGUUCCGGAGGGCAUUCAAAAGACUCUAUCCAUGGCUGAACACCACUUUCGAAGUAUGGUUGCUUGCCUGCAACAUUGCUUACCUCUUCGAUAAGACACCUUAUUACCGUCCAUGGCUGUCUUGGAUAGGCGUCGACCUGCGUAGGUUGGGUAUCGAGGACUUGAGAGCGGCGGGACAGGUAUUGACACCGAAGCCGCGUAUAGAGAAAAGUCGCGGUAUUCUAGCGACCCUACGACACCUCUUGUUAUCAUCGCCACGACUUCUCUUGGACAGUCUCAAGGUGCUCCUACCCACCGCCAUCUUCUUCGUCAAAUUCCUGGAAUGGUGGUAUUCGCCUUCAUCGCCUGCUCGAGCGCUAUCCACAUCACCUCUGGGCCCAGCAAUCCCACCCCCUCGCCUGCUUCCACCACACCCUCAAGGAAUACGAAUACAGGAGUUAAAGUAUGGAGAGUGUGGAUUGUGCAACAACGCAAUUUCGAAUGCUACAGCGCUGCCGUCUGGAUACGUUUUCUGCUACCGAUGUGCACACGAGUAUGUGGAGAAGAACGGCAAGUGUCCUGUGACAUUCCUCCCUGCCAGGAUCUGGCAGCUUAGGAAAAUACUCGUGUGAUAGUCCCUGAUAGUCCUGGCCUGAAAUUGCUUGGAACUUUGGUUGGAACCCGGUCGGAAUGUCUCUACAGUACAAUUCAGCUGCUUCGGUGCCGAUGUUAUAGAUAUUACCCUCGAUCGACGACCGCUAGCUUAUUUGCCCGGCGCACAUGCGUACACUACGAUUAGCUACGCAAUUGUUUGGUAUGUAGCAUACGUAGUCUGUACGUAGUAUGUACUGUUUGUAAAACACAGGAAUAUUGCUUCAAAGCUGCUUCUGUGCUUAUUGACGGGC
This is a messenger RNA of Somion occarium, 1470 nucleotides long. The record is from the annotation of a GenBank genome assembly. NCBI's taxonomy places the organism in Eukaryota, Fungi, Basidiomycota, Agaricomycetes, Polyporales, Cerrenaceae.